Molecule: messenger RNA, 2834 nt
Organism: Schizosaccharomyces cryophilus OY26
Lineage: Eukaryota; Fungi; Ascomycota; Schizosaccharomycetes; Schizosaccharomycetales; Schizosaccharomycetaceae
Product: HECT-type ubiquitin-protein ligase E3 Pub1
Exons: 4
Coding region: 250-2535 (761 amino acids)
Biological process (GO): ubiquitin-dependent protein catabolic process
Molecular function (GO): ubiquitin protein ligase activity; protein binding
Source: RefSeq, a predicted model, not a curated record
UUACUUACCACGCGAAAUCCGUCGGAUUUCAAAUUGUGCCUAAAAAGCACGAAUUUGGAUUGGUAUUUGAUUCUUAUAAGUAAUAUUUAUUAUUCGAUUCCAUAAAGUACUUUUCAAGGACAAUUGGUGUGUUCGAUUUUCUCUUUUACGGCGUAAACGCAGACAGAGGAUUGGACUUUUUCUGGACAAAAUUCCUUUAAACGAGAAAUAGAAAAAAGAUUUGUGUAACAAAAUAUUUUUUCCGUACAUAUGUCAAGUUCUAAUCAGGCCCGAAAGCUUCGAGUAACAGUCGUUGCAGCUGAUGGUCUUUAUAAACGUGAUGUUUUUCGAUUUCCUGAUCCCUUUGCAGUGUUAACUGUAGAUGGAGAACAAACACAUACUACUACUGCCAUAAAGAAAACUUUAAAUCCGUAUUGGAAUGAGACAUUUGAAGUGAACGUGGUCGAUAGUAGCACGAUUGCUGUUCAGAUCUUUGACCAAAAGAAGUUUAAAAAGAAGGGACAAGGAUUUCUUGGUGUAGUAAAUGUUCGAAUUAGCGACGUGAUAGAUCUGGCAGUCGGCGGAGACGAAAUGUUGACUCGUGAACUGAAGAAAUCCAACGAGAAUACAGUGGUUCACGGAAAAAUCAUAUUAAAUCUUUCGACUACUGCCCAGUCCGGAUUACAGGCUCCUUCAGUUGCUGCUUCCGGUACUAGCUCCCGUACCUCUAAUGCUGGAAAUGAAAGAGUAUUGCCUAAUGGCGGCGUUACUAGUUCGGUCAGCACAACACCUUCUCGAAGUACGGCUGACAGUUCUGCCGCUGUUCCUGUUGAACCACGGACUUACAGUUCAUUUGAAGAUCAGUAUGGAAGACUUCCACCUGGAUGGGAGCGAAGAACUGAUAAUUUGGGCCGCACUUAUUAUGUUGAUCAUAAUACUCGGAGCACAACAUGGAUACGCCCUAAUUUGGGCGCUAUCAUAGGUAAUGAUCAACAUCAAAUGGUAAACGGUGGGUCCAAUGCAGUUACAGAAGGCCUUCAGCCUUCUUCUAGUGUUCCUGCUAGACGUACUGAAGCCAGUAUGUUGACGUCGAAUGCUACAACUGCUGGUUCUGGUGAACUUCCUCCUGGAUGGGAACAGAGAUACACUCCUGAAGGUCGUCCAUACUUUGUAGACCACAAUACGAGAACUACCACUUGGGUUGAUCCACGUCGACAGCAGUAUAUUCGGACAUAUGGUGGUCCGAACAAUGCGACAAUUCAACAGCAACCUGUAUCACAAUUGGGACCACUACCAAGUGGGUGGGAAAUGCGUCUUACCAAUACUGCUCGGGUGUAUUUUGUUGAUCACAACACGAAAACAACCACUUGGGAUGAUCCACGUCUUCCUUCGUCUUUGGAUCAAAAUGUACCACAGUACAAACGUGAUUUUAGACGAAAACUUAUUUACUUCCUUUCCCAACCAGCUUUGCAUCCUUUACCUGGUCAAUGUCAUAUUAAAGUUCGACGAAACAGCAUCUUUGAGGAUUCAUAUGCAGAAAUCAUGCGCCAGUCAGCGUCAGAUCUAAAAAAACGUUUGAUGAUUAAAUUUGAAGGAGAAGACGGACUGGAUUAUGGUGGUCUAUCGCGUGAAUACUUUUAUCUGUUGUCACAUGAAAUGUUUAACCCUUUUUACUGUUUAUUUGAAUAUUCUUCUAUGGAUAACUAUACAUUGCAAAUCAACCCGCAUUCUGGAAUCAAUCCCGAACACUUAAAUUACUUUAAGUUUAUUGGACGUGUGAUCGGACUAGCUGUCUUUCAUCGACGUUUCGUUGAUGCUUUCUUUGUCGUCUCUUUUUACAAAAUGAUUUUGCAAAAGAAAAUAACUCUACAGGACAUGGAAAGCAUGGAUGCAGAGUACUAUCGAAGCUUAGUUUGGAUUUUGAAAAAUGAUAUUACUGGAAUUCUGGAUUUGACGUUCAGCGUGGAAGAUAACUGUUUUGGCGAAGUGGUCACGAUUGAUUUAAAGCCGGAUGGACGUAAUAUUGAAGUGACUGAAGAAAACAAAAAAGAAUAUGUGGAUUUGGUGACGGUUUGGCGUGUGCAGAAACGCAUAGAAGACCAAUUUAAUGCAUUUCAUGAUGGAUUUAGUGAACUUAUUCCCCAAGAUUUGAUAAAUGUAUUUGAUGAACGAGAGUUGGAGCUUUUGAUUGGUGGUAUCUCAGAGGUAGAUAUGGAUGAUUGGAAAAAACAUACAGAUUAUCGUUCAUACAGUGACAAUGACCAAAUUAUCAAAUGGUUCUGGGAGCUUAUGAAUGAAUGGAGCAAUGAAAAGAAGUCUCGCCUUUUGCAGUUUACUACGGGCACGAGCCGUAUUCCUGUGAAUGGAUUCAAGGAUUUACAGGGAAGCGAUGGCCCUCGAAGGUUUACAAUUGAGAAGUCUGGCGAACCAUCAAAACUACCAAAAGCACAUACUUGCUUUAACCGGUUGGAUCUUCCGCCAUACAUAUCUAAGCAUGAUUUGGACCAUAAAUUGUCUAUUGCUGUUGAAGAAACCAUUGGUUUCGGUCAAGAAUAAAUUUUCUUUAAUAAAGAAAAAAAGUCCAGAUCUUUGUUUUUACUUUUCUUUAUUUCUACAUUCCCAUUCAUAUCUAACCUCAUGUACGCUUCCGUUGGUACUCAUGCGCCCUUUGAAAUGCUAUGCUAUGGUCAAAUGUAUGCAUGCAUAGGUACAAACUUAUUUUCAUUUGUCUUUGUUUUAUUUGAACCGAACCGUUUUAUCUUACCAUCUUUGCUUGAGACGUUAUCGUCGUUAAUUUUCUUAUGAAAGUUAUGUAAAACAUUAGGGAUAAUUUUAUUUAUGAAUUAAGUCGCCCC